AUGCAACAAUGGUAUGAAGAAGACCAAGAAAACGCCAAAGAGGUACAUUCAUCAGAGACAAAGUUUCAUACAGUACCAAAAUCAUCUAAAGAAAUGGACAAGUUAUUAGUACUCAAAACAUUCACUGUUGAAGCUGAAACAAUAACGGGGCAACAUAUUUGUGUAUCUGGUAACUGCCCAACCCUAGGUAAUUGGGAAGCAAAUAAGGCGUUUGUUCUAAAUAACACAAAUGUGAUACGUAUAAGAAAAAAUCGAAAAUACUGUAUUUGGACUGGGUCUAUACAUUUGCCACCAGAUAAAGAAAUAUUCUUUCGUUAUUUCAUGGCAUAUAUUAUAGAACCUGACGGUGAAUUUGUGCAACAAAGACAUAUUUUCGUUCAUUCAUGGGAGUCUCAACAGGAACCUAGACGUGUACAAGAUGAAACCCAAAUAUUAAGCAGUGAUAGUGCAUUCCAAACUGAUAUGUAUGGUAUGAAUGAUAAAAAAUAUAUCAGCAAGGGUUUUUUGACUACGGAAUGUGCUAUUCAGUUUAAAUUAUUUGAUACUCCUAUUACAUUCUGGAACUCUAAACUACAAAGUAAAAUGAAUUCAGUUAGUGUUAAAAUGACACCUGUACCUUUGUCUAAACUGUCUGCUGAUUCUGGGGACGCAUCUCCUAACACAAGUAGUUUCAUACAUGAAGAUUCUAGCUCACAAGGAAUUGAUUACAUUGAGAAACAUUUUGGAUGGCCAUAUGUAGAAUGUGUGGAUAUUCCUGGAGGUCAUACUUUUAAGCAUCAAAGUCAGUUUGGUACUACUGUGCAAGAAAAUACUUUUCAUUUAUUUCAAACAAAAAUGUACAAUUUCAGUUGUGUUGGAUAUCUUUUUGAUUUGUAUCUACAUAAAGAAUCUUCUGAUGAACCUCCUUUUCAUAUUGGAUUCACUCACAUUCUACCAAGUAAUAUGAAAUAUAGCAAUGGAAUAGUUAUAUCUCCAAUCACCAGUGUUCGUCAUAAGCCAAUAGGAGAACUUAAAAUUGAUUAUUUAAUUAUUAAACCAACAAAAGAUAUCAACUGUACUUUAGAACAAUUGAGAUUGACAGACUGGAAAAGUAAUGAUGUUCCAUUAGAUAUUGGCCACAGAGGAUCAGGUUCAUCAUUUAAACAAAUUUUAUCAGAUUGUUCGCACAUUCGUGAGAAUACAAUAGCAUCACUGAAAGAAGCAGCAAAUAAAGGGGCUGAUUUAGUUGAGUUUGAUGUACAACUUACAAAAGAUUUGGUACCUAUUAUUAAUCAUGAUUUUGUAGUAUCAAUGGCAACAAAAUCUAAAACAAAUCUUUUAGCCGAUGAAGUUGAAAUGGUUCAAAUUCCAUUGAAAGAUUUUUCUUUCGAACAAUUACAAAAAUUAAAGAUUUAUCAUGUUAAAGAACCUUAUACUCUUUCUGAAACUCACUUUCUAAAUGAUGUUAGAAAUGAUUAUCAACCUUUUCCAAAACUUGAGAAAGCAUUUACAGAUGUUGAUACCAGUGUUGGAUUUAAUAUUGAAUUAAAGUGGACAAUGAAACUUCAGGAUGGAACCUAUGAACUCGAAAACCCAUUCGACAUGAAUUUAUUUGUCGACACUAUACUUAAAACCACAUUUGAAUUUGCAGGAUCCCGAAGUAUUGUGUUUUCUUGUUUUCAUCCUGAUGUCUGUACUAUGCUUAAAAUGAAGCAAAAUCGGUAUCCUAUAUUAUUUUUAACUCAGGGUGUUACAGUCCGGUACCCUUCAUAUGCUGAUCCUAGAUGUCACUCUAUACAAAACGCUGUUUACCAUGCUACUUGUCAUGAUUUAUUGGGAGUAAAUGUUCACUCUGAAGACUUGUUGCGUGAUCCAUUACAAAUAGAUAUUGUCAAACAAGCUGGACUCGCUCUAUUUUGUUGGGGAGAUGAUAACAAUUGUAAAGAUGUAGCUAAUAAAUUCAAAAAACUGGGAGUAAAUGCUGUUAUAUACGAUAAGUUGGACAAGAUUGAGUUAUUGAAAAAAAAAAUGUCCUGCUCUACUAAAAAUCCUGAUGUCUUCAUUGCCAAUAAUUAUUGUGAUCAAAAUGAUAUACUCUUAUCAAACCAACAAUCACUUAAAGAAGAUCCACAUUUACGUGAAGACAAUGAAGUUGAUAAAAAUAGAUAUUUCAUGGAUGUUGGUAAGGCCAGUUUUCAGAAUCAAUGUUCUUCGACAGAAACAUUAUGGAAUGAAAAGAUAAAUGAUUCUAAGUCACCAUCAAGAAAACAGAGAUAUGACUGUAUUGAUGAUGGUGCAUUAGAACCAAAUAUUAAACCAACUAAAUCCAAAAAAUCUAAGUAA
This is a messenger RNA of Macrosiphum euphorbiae (potato aphid), 2322 nucleotides long. NCBI's taxonomy places the organism in Eukaryota, Metazoa, Arthropoda, Insecta, Hemiptera, Aphididae. The record is from the annotation of a GenBank genome assembly.